This is a messenger RNA of Mycosarcoma maydis (corn smut), 1056 nucleotides long. RefSeq lists its product as uncharacterized. The coding region runs from base 1 to 1056 and encodes 351 amino acids. Lineage: Eukaryota; Fungi; Basidiomycota; Ustilaginomycetes; Ustilaginales. Gene Ontology annotation, cellular component: Prp19 complex; post-spliceosomal complex; post-mRNA release spliceosomal complex. Gene Ontology annotation, biological process: mRNA 3'-splice site recognition; generation of catalytic spliceosome for second transesterification step. The transcript has a single exon. The record is from RefSeq and is a predicted model, not a curated record.
AUGGCACGAAAUCAAGAAAAAGCGCAGUCGAUGCUCUACCGUUUCCGAGAAGCGCAAGCGACCUCGCUCGGAGUCUCGACCAAACCAGCCAGACGACCUCGGCUAGCAUCGUCGGUCUCGUCCCUGAAAGAGUGCGAGCGAUGGCGUUCAGAUGUGAUCCGCGAAAUCUCACGCAAGGUCAGCAAGAUCCAGGAUUUCGGUCUGAACGACUACGAGGUCCGCGAUCUCAAUGACGAGAUCAACAAAUUGCUCAGGGAGAAGGGACAUUGGGAAAAUCAGAUCGUCGCGCUGGGCGGCGCGAAUUACAAGCGCGGAGUGCCAAGCAUGCUAGGCGACGACAAGGGAGUGGUGGGACGUGGCGGAUACAAGUACUUUGGAAGGGCCAAGGAUUUGCCUGGUGUGAAGGAGCUGUUCACCUCGCAGAAAGCGGACGAGGCAGGUAGGAGCGAGGAGAGGUAUGAGAGGUUUAGGAAUCUGCCACCGUCGUACUACGGUGAUGAGGACGAAGACGAUGGUUUGCUGCUCGAACAAGAGCGGAGCGCAGAGGAGGUGGAGUGGAACGAGCGUUUUUGGAACGUGGUCCAGGGCCUGAAGCACGACCUUCAAAGUCGCGAUGACCAUGACAAUAUGCAUCUAACCGAUGCUGAGGAUGACGAGCAUGGUGGGAUUCAAGUACCCAAGAUCCCAAGACCGAGUCCCAGACCAUUAAAGCAAAGCGUCCAGGCUGUCCAGGCAUCUCUCUCGGCUGCAUACAAUCAGCGCUUCAUGGAGCACGCAGCCACACCAGCCGAAUCCACAUCGAAACGCGCACCACAAGACGAGCUGCAAACACCAGCUAAACGUCACAAGAACGAGCAAGGCCAUCCAAUUCCGCCAACGCAUCACGCUGACGCCGAACCGUCUCGAACCACGCUCGAACCACCCAGCGUGGCUGACUACUCCAUCUUCUCACCCGAGGACCUCCAACCUCCCCCGAUACCCGACCGUGCCGCCAUCGAAAAACUCAUCUUGCAAGCAAAAAAGAAGCAGUUGAGACAAGAGUAUAUCGGCGCUUAA